AAGGACAACACUACAUUGAAAUUCUCAUUUCUAGCUCUGCCUUUUUCUCUUCAAUUUUUAUCUAAACCCUCCAAGUUGCUGUAAUUAGCGUUUCUCAUCGAUACCCUCUCUCUCUCUCUGUGCAAACCCUCAAUACUCUCUUCAUAUACAGGGCUCUUCUUAUCGUUUGUGCCCAUCUCUUAAUUUGAAGCUUAAGUUUGCCAUUUCAUUGCCUGCCGGCGGGAUCUCCGAGGGCUGUCUGUGAUAAGAGGUGUAUUCGUUUGUCAAUUAGGUUUUCAAGGACCUUCUUCUUUCCUAUAGCUUGAGAGGGUUGAUCAUUCUUUACUUACUGCUUGCUUUUGUAUUUCUGAAAUGGAUUUGCAUCCUGUAAACGCUUAGAGAUGGACUUUUGGGGGAUUCUAUAACUUCAAAAAUGCUUGGUCUAAGGGAGUUUUGGAGAAGGCAUAGGAGGAAAAUUCUUAUUGCAGCAGGUGUUUUUGGAAGUGGGUAUUUUUUCUACAAAUUGUAUAAUGCACAUAAGAGUAGCCUUGCUGAUUUGGAGAAGCAACUUGCAGACGAGCGGGAGCAUGAAGAGCUUAUCAAGGCUCAAAUGCAAGCCCAUUUCGAGAGCAUUCAGAGGAUAGCUGAUACAACAACAUUGCCUCAUGCAAUGCACUACUUAAUCAGCCGGAUUGCAGAAGAGUUGGAUCUUUUGCAGCUCAUAGAGAGGUUAAUGAAAGGGAAGGGUGGUCAGCCCAACACUCUGUCACCUUCUGAGAAGCUUGAGCUAUGGGACAGACUCAAAAUCUUAAGUUUCACAAGAUUGGUGGUCUCCCUAUGGGCAAUGACAAUGCUUAGCUUGUAUAUCAGAACUCAAGUAAAUAUUCUGGGAAGACAUUUGUAUAUUGAUACAGCACGUGGUCUUGAAAGCUCGCACUUACUUGAGGAUGUUGAACUCAUUGAAAGGGAUGACCAGCAAAAGUUUUUAGCAAGUUCUGAUUUUCUUGCUAAUUAUGGCAUGCCAGCACUGAUUUCUAAUAUCCAGGUAGCAGCUACAGAGGUUCUCAAGGGAAAACAGUUGAGAGAUCCCUUCACCACCACGACUCUUCAUGAAACUUUAAGUCAGAUACUUGACUUGUUCAUGAGCAGGGGAAGUCCACAUCAUUGGGCAGACUACGUGAUGCCUGAAGAUGCCAGACUCUACAAGCAAGCCGUAGGUUCCAGCAGUGGUGAAACAAUAUCUAUCACUGAUACCACGAAAUUUGAACAGCUUAUGGCAGAGGCUCGAGCAGUGCUAUCCAGUGCUGAAUUUGGUAGAGUUGUGGAAAUAUCAUUGAAAGUAAUGGUGGAAGCAGUGGUGGCUGAUAUGGGGGCUGAGUCCAGUGGAGGCAGCCUAGCAUUGGGAAUGCCAUUGGCAAGACUUUUGCCACGAGUUGCGCAAAUGGGUCCGUCACUGUUUGAUGAAUCAAACCGAAAUCGGUUAUUCCAAAUCCUCCGGAGUGUAUCAGAAGUUGAACUCUUCUUCACCCUCCUUUAUGCGAAUAUGCCAACCUCUUAGACUAGUGAGAAUUUAGACAUUUUCAUUUUGAUUUUCAUACCAGUGCACCAUUGUAAAAAACUUGAAUGGUAUUAGGUGUGGAUUUACAAAAUUUGAACUAUAUAAAACGAAUAAAGCUGUAAUUUUUUUUACUAAAUAAUAUUUAGUAUGCAAUUGAUCGGUUCAA
Manihot esculenta (cassava) is the source of this 1703-nucleotide messenger RNA. Its product is annotated as peroxisome biogenesis protein 3-2. Gene Ontology annotation, biological process: protein import into peroxisome membrane. The record is from RefSeq and is a predicted model, not a curated record. The coding region runs from base 413 to 1537 and encodes 374 amino acids. Gene Ontology annotation, molecular function: protein-macromolecule adaptor activity. Gene Ontology annotation, cellular component: peroxisomal membrane. NCBI's taxonomy places the organism in Eukaryota, Viridiplantae, Streptophyta, Magnoliopsida, Malpighiales, Euphorbiaceae. The transcript has 7 exons.